AUGUUUCAGAGAACUCCCGCAGGAAAGUGGAAGCACGACAAGUUCCAGGAUGAUACUGGGGCUUUCCGUGCGAGAGGAGCGAUUGGUAAAGUGAGCCCUGGUGCAAGCAACCCUAAUAAGAAAGUGCGCGUGAAUCUGUCCAAUCUCGGACCAAAUGUCGUCUCAGCAGAUCUAGAGGAACUCUUCGCACCAUACAACAUCGAAAGUGCUGCGAUUCACUUCAAUGAACAGGGAGUAUCUCUCGGUACUGGUGACGUGUAUUUGAGGAAGAAAGACGCCCUUCAGAUGUUUGAAGACUUUCGAGGAGUCUCUUUGGAUGGUAGGCCUGUUUUUUUUUCUAUUAUACUUGUUUCUUAUCUUCGCCGCUAGCG
This is a messenger RNA of Strongylus vulgaris, 371 nucleotides long. Lineage: Eukaryota; Metazoa; Nematoda; Chromadorea; Rhabditida; Strongylidae. The record is from the annotation of a GenBank genome assembly.